This is a messenger RNA of Suricata suricatta (meerkat), 741 nucleotides long. RefSeq names its product pterin-4 alpha-carbinolamine dehydratase 1 (gene PCBD1). The record is from RefSeq and is a predicted model, not a curated record. Gene Ontology annotation, molecular function: 4-alpha-hydroxytetrahydrobiopterin dehydratase activity. Bases 13 to 327 code for a protein of 104 amino acids. NCBI's taxonomy places the organism in Eukaryota, Metazoa, Chordata, Mammalia, Carnivora, Herpestidae. The transcript has 4 exons. Gene Ontology annotation, biological process: tetrahydrobiopterin biosynthetic process.
GCCGCGCUCGCCAUGGCUGGCAAAGCACACAGGCUCAGUGCCGAGGAGAGGGACCAGCUGCUGCCAAACCUGAGGGCGGUGGGGUGGAAUGAGCUGGAAGGCCGAGAUGCCAUCUUCAAGCAGUUCCACUUCAAAGACUUUAAUCGGGCUUUUGGCUUCAUGACGAGGGUGGCCCUACAGGCGGAGAAACUGGACCACCACCCCGAAUGGUUUAACGUGUACAACAAGGUCCACAUCACCCUGAGCACCCAUGAGUGUGCUGGCCUUUCGGAACGGGACAUAAACCUGGCCAGCUUCAUCGAACAAGUGGCGGUGUCCAUGACCUAGGCCCUGCCCUUCGUCUUUGAAAUCUUCAGGGGGAGUGGGGGCGGGGAUUGAAUUGGGAAUCCAGGGAGGGAACUGGGGAGCCAGGGGACGGUCUACAGCCAGAAUUGCCAAGUGACCCCCAUGGCCUCUGUUGGGUGGAGGGUCGUGGCUGUGGAAGGAGAUGCCAGCCUCACUGCCGACCACUCUGCAUCCCCUGUGCUCUGUUCCCUGUGCGCUGAGCACCAUCUUCCCUUUCUGGAAGACUUCACAGCAACAGUAAUGAUUGUCUUGCCAGGCUAAUUGAUCUCCUGUUUCAAAUUCAUAUCCCAAGAAGCUGUGUCUCAGAUGCACGGUCUUAUCUUAGAAAACAGAACCCUAAAGUCAACCCCCUGCUAUGUGAGGUGUGCCUCAAAUAAAACUGUUGUUUCACUUGGC